AUGUCUUAUGUAAUCUGGAAACUAUUCAUGAAGCAAUAUGCUCGCCUGCGCCUCAACAUGGGCCACAAUACGCAGCCCAUGAUGCCGACAUUGAUCUGGCAUUCGUAUGCGGCCAUUGAGACUGUGGCAACAACGACUGACACAAACACGGCAGCAGCAGCAGCAACGACAACAGCAACAAACGCGACGACGACGACGACAACAAGCAGCGAGCCAGGAGCCGAAUUAGUGGAUCAGGGCCAUUUAAGCGAGAUCUUGGUGCUGAAUGACACUCAAAUCGAUGGCAAAAGCGCGACGUCGGCGCCGCUAGCAGUGGCCAUCGACAUGGACAACAUGAACAACGACAUGGACACGGACACGGACAACAGCAACAACAACAACAGCAACUACAACAGCAACGACAUGAACGAGGCCAGAUCGGGCCACACAGCGCCCAUAGCGCGCGACGAGGAUGUGGAUGAGGAUGGGGAUGAGGAUGUCGAGGAGGACGGGUUCAGGUUGAGAGAGGAGUUGAGGCAGCAGCAGGCGGAGCAGCAGCUGUCGGCGCUGGCCAAACCAAAUGCUAAUUAUGUGUGCUGUCAAUGCCCAACAACAACCACAACAACAGCAACAACAACAACUGUGAACCGCAGCAAGUCGCGGGUACGCAGCUAUCUAAGGAAAUGUAAGCAACGCCUAACGGGUCAGCAGAGCAGGCCAACACCAACAACAACAGCAACAUUGCCAACGACAACAACGACAACUACAAUUACAAUGAUCAAGAACGAAGCAGGCGGAACAGCACCCACGAUAGUGCAGAUUGAGAAUGAGGAAGGUAAGCAGGAGAGUAGUAAGCAGGAGGAAAUGGAGGAGGAGGAGGAGGAGGACUCCAGCUGUGGUAGCAGAGAUUCGGCCAGCGCCUAUGUCGACUGUAUGCCGCUUGACUUGAGUCUGCGACGAGCGCCAGCUGCGCCACAGGAGUCCAGCAGCGACGACGACGACAACGUAAUGGAGGAGGAGCAGGAGCAUCUGUCGCACAUUUAUCCCAUCUACUGGGCACGCACGCGUGCGAUUUUAAUGCGCCAGGCACGUGAGCUUCUCGUGUCCCAUUUUGAGGGCUCCCUGCCCCGAUUUGAGCAGCGAUUCCUAUGCAAAUUUGCACAAAUUGCCGCAACGCUGCGCGCCACUCAUCAAAUUGGCGAGUCCUGGUUAUGGCAUGCCGGCUGGCCGCUGGCCACAUCCAAUGGAGCGCUGGUGCUGCAGCUGAGCGACUCUGAGAUUGCACACGCACUCCAACCGGACGAACUCUAUCUGUGUGUCAAAUUGGUUAACGUCAUCUAA
Molecule: messenger RNA, 1320 nt
Organism: Drosophila innubila
Lineage: Eukaryota; Metazoa; Arthropoda; Insecta; Diptera; Drosophilidae
Product: GATA zinc finger domain-containing protein 7-like
Exons: 5
Coding region: 1-1320 (439 amino acids)
Source: RefSeq, a predicted model, not a curated record